Messenger RNA from Perkinsus marinus ATCC 50983, 930 nucleotides. RefSeq names its product ccr4-associated factor, putative. The record is from RefSeq and is a predicted model, not a curated record. NCBI's taxonomy places the organism in Eukaryota, Perkinsozoa, Perkinsida, Perkinsidae. The transcript is spliced from 3 exons. Bases 1 to 930 code for a protein of 309 amino acids. Gene Ontology annotation, cellular component: CCR4-NOT complex; P-body; CCR4-NOT core complex. Gene Ontology annotation, molecular function: poly(A)-specific ribonuclease activity; nucleic acid binding.
AUGAAGGCGAACGUAGACCUUGUCAAGAUAGUACAAAUAUGUUUCUCCUUUGCCGAUACCCACGGGAACUGUGCUUCUCAUCCAAAUCUAGGCCCGGCAAGUUGCUGUUGGAAACUAAACUUCAAAUUCAACUUGCUCACUGAUCUCUACGCUGCUGAUAGGGUUAAAGUAUUGGGCAGUUCAGCUGAAGUUGGGGGUGCCGGAGUUGACUUCGCAUCUGCCGUGCAUAGGGGCAUUGAACACGAGGUCUUUGGGGAGUUCCUUAUGGCCAGUGGAAUCGUUUUAUCUGAGGAUGUUGUCUGGCUGGUCAACUCUGGUGGUAUCGCUUCCGCGUCCUUGCUUAAAGUCCUCACUGGAAAGCCCCUACCAAAGCACCCCAGACAGUUCUGUGAACUUGUGGCUGAGUAUUUUCCAAGAUUGUACGACACCAAGUUGAUGGUUAGAAAGUCUGUUGUGACAGGACUCGACUAUUUCACGUAUGACCAGAGUGCCACGGUACGUAUAAUCGACGCACUUUUUGGUAAUCUCAACAAUGUAGAGCACCCCCCGGGCUCCAGGACAUGUAUCGACAACUCGUUGCACUGCCGUCGGCGGCUCGAGGCUGCCUUGCUAAUGGCAACCCCAUCUCCCAAGAAUAGUCCUCCCAUCGAUAGAGGUGUGAUCCUUGGUGCUCCCCCCAAGCCGAGAUGUGCCCCAGCGGGCCCUCCUCCUCCUCCCCCACCGCCGCCGCCUCCUAUGCCGCCCGUGAGCUGUCGAGGUCCCCCACCACCGAUCCCACCGCCCCUGCCCCCAAUAGAAUGUCGAUAUCAUCAGCCUACAGCGGGUCCUAGUGGGAAGUUGCUGCGUUAUGAAGGGCCGACACCUGCUGCCGAAACUCCCGUACCUGUGAUGAGAUGCAGUUGCACCAACCGCCCUGCCCAAAUCGAGUAG